This is a messenger RNA of Encephalitozoon hellem ATCC 50504, 3294 nucleotides long. RefSeq names its product IkappaB kinase complex subunit IKAP. Gene Ontology annotation, molecular function: tRNA binding. The transcript has a single exon. Lineage: Eukaryota; Fungi; Microsporidia; Unikaryonidae. Gene Ontology annotation, biological process: tRNA wobble base 5-methoxycarbonylmethyl-2-thiouridinylation. The coding region runs from base 1 to 3294 and encodes 1097 amino acids. Gene Ontology annotation, cellular component: elongator holoenzyme complex; cytosol. The record is from RefSeq and is a predicted model, not a curated record.
AUGGAAAAUUUUUUUUCUCGGCAUGUGAGCAUAGCCGAGAUAGGCAAAGAUGACUGGAUCUAUAGCAAAGGAUACAUUGCGAAGGGUACUGCCAUUUAUGAUGAUUCGGGCACAAAGAUGCUUGAGAUUCCAUUUGUCCCAAAGCAUUUCCAUGCUUUAGCAUUUGAGUACUUCCUAAUAGACGAGCUGAACACAAUAUAUCUAAUCAAUAAGAGCACGGGGGAAACUUCCGAAAUUGGACGACUGAACAAUGGGGUUAAUGCUGUCAGUAUAUCCAAGGACGAGAAUUGGUGUGUUAUUAUCUCUGGCAAUGAGAUUCUUCUUUUUGACACAUAUAUUGACCUCAAGAAAUCGAUUGAGAUUGAUUUCGAUGGCGUCAUCCGAGUCGAAUGGACGGACUAUGGGCUUUUUGCAGUGCUAACCAGCAAAACGAUAUUCUUUUAUGAUACUGAACUCAAUCUAUUAGGAAAAAGUAAAGAGGGGAAGUAUGUAGACAUUUGCUGGAGAAGCAAAUAUAAUAUAUUUGGAUGUUCAACAGGAACAGAUGUUCGCUUCAUUGAGCCUAAUGGGCUUGACCAUGGAGACCCACUGGACGUACGAUGCACUUCACUAUCCUUUCUUGAAAAUGAAGAUCUACUUGUUACAGCUGAAAAAAAUGCUCAAGGCUCCCUACUCAAAGUAUUCUACACAAAGAAUUUUCAUUGGUAUCUGAAGAUUUCAAAGCAGGUGUCUGGUAGGUUUUUAUGCAUCGAGAAGAAUGCAGUACUAUUUGACGACGAAGAGAAGCUAGUAAGGGUUUUUUUGUUCAAGGAAAAGACAUGCUGUGGGCCAGAAUACUAUGUAAUUGAUGGAAACUGUAUACUCUACACGGAUUUUUCAGAAAAGAUCAUUCCCCCUCCAUUCUUCUCCACAAGAAUUGACCUUGAUAAAAACAUUAUUGAUGUCUUUCCAGGAAAAAAAAAAGGCGCGGUUCUCCAGAAGGAUGAGGUGACUAUCUUCAGGUGGGAGAAUGGUGACUUUGUGAGGGUAAAGACAUUCCUUCUAAAAGAGGAGUUUGACUCUGUUUUACUGUUUGGCAACCUUCUCCUUCUGAAGGGCAGAAGCUCGUUUCUUGUCAAAGGAAUGAGUGAAGAAAAAGAAAUAUACAUAAAUAAGAACUCAGAGACUGAUGAGGGAAAAUGGCCGAGCAUUAUAGGCACAGAUAGUAUUUGUAGGCAAUUGCAAGAUGCAUUGAGGGGACCAGGAGGUAUUGCCAAGUGCUAUAAUCUCAAGGAGAAAUUGUGUCUGGUAUUAGAAGAUGGAUCUGUCAUCUACGAUGGCACUAAGAUAUAUUCUGGAGUAGAUCUGUCGCAGAGGUUUGAGAUAGUUAUAGAGGAGGAUACUUAUAUCCAUAAUGGGAUGGGGCUUUGUAUAAAUGGCGAGAUUACGGAGAAUGUAGCUUCAUUCUUAGUUGGAGAGCUUGGCAUGAUCACUGUAUCCGAGGGUAUGUGUAGGUUUCUCUUUGAGUCCAAAGAAAGUACUUGCCAGGUCGAUCACAAUCUAGAGCUUCUAUGCGCCGUAGAUUUCAGAGUGAUUGGGAUGACUAGACACGGGACACUUGAAACAUACACCCCUAAGAUUUAUACACUAGCAUUUGUGAAGAAGCUUUUGUUUGAUGGGAAGUAUAAGGAUGCAGUAGACGGAUGUCUGAGACAUGUCGUUCCCUUUAGGGUAUUUCUAGACUAUGAUAUUGAAUUCAAGAAAUUUGUGGAUGGAUGUAAAGAUGCACAUCUGAUAUCAUUUUUCAAUGAAGCCCUUCAAAGGCUCGAUGGCUUCGAUUUCGUCCUUGAAAGUGAGAGGGCCAAAAGACUUAGAAGGGUUUUCAAUUCUGCUGUAGUCCUGGAGUCCGAAAAUGCUAGAGAGCAUUUUGAUGGAAUGAUAAAGCAUGACGAGUCAAUAAGUUCAAAUGCCCUUGCUCAUCUAGUUGGAUGGAAGUACAAAGGGGAGCCUUAUGAUCAGGAAACCUGCAGAGGUGAGUACGAAAAUACUCUCGAGAAGAACUCUAAUAUGUGUGGACGGAGACCUAGAGAUUUCUUCAAUGAGCUACUCUUGUCUCUAGAUCUAGAAAAGAAUUUCAAGUUUAUUAUUUUCUUGCUUGUGAAAGUAAAGAGAGUAGAUCUAGCACUUUUGGUGGCCAGGCACGACUUAAAGGCAGGUAUUGAGUAUAUGCUAUCUAUAACCAGUAUAGAUAAUGUUAUAAAUUCUGCAUUGGAGAGCUGCGAUGAAAACUUGAUACGUGAAACAAUGGAGGCCUGCCGAAAAGACUCGUCGGACUUUCUUUCUUUAAUUCAUAGCUGUGAGGAAGGUUUGCGGAGGUUUAAAGUUAAUGAUUUCCUUGAGAAUAGAGUCGAUGCUCUUUGGCAUCUGAGCAGAACAGAAAUGGUUGAUCUCGAAAGAGAAUAUAUAAAAAAGCAUAGCCUUGUUGAAGAAGCACUGAUGUAUGAAGCCUGUGGGUUGAGCAUUAGAGAAGAGGGACAUUACUUCAAUCUGUGUGCAGAGCUUCUUUCUCCCGACAAGGCCUUGAUCCUUUUUAAAAAAACAGGGAACAUAGAGAAGGCUUUAGAGGUAUCUUUAGAAAAUCUGUAUUGGAGAGAGGCCUUAGAUCUUUGCGACAAGGAAAAUUGGAGGGAUCUUUGCAAGCUGUUGGCCUGUAGGCUUUCAGAGUCUGGAAGGCAUUAUGAAUCAGGCAAAUUGCUGGAGGAGUUUCUAGAAGAUCCGGAAGGGGCCUUUGGCGAGUAUAUAAGGGCUAGAAGUAUGGGAAAUGCUUUAAGACUAUGCACAGAUGAUGAAUGCCUCAUAAGGGAAUCACGUGAUAUUCUGAGGGAGAAGCUCCUAUCUCUUGAUGAUAUCAAAAGAUCCUUUAUAAAAUACAGGAACAGAUUAGAAGCUCUUGAAGAAAGGGAGGACGAUUGGAUGAGCGAAACAUCGUUCAGCUAUACAGAAAAUAUGAAGGGGAGCAGAAGUACAAAGGCCAAGAAUAGGCCAGGAGGCAAGUACGAGAAAGAAUUUGUGCUUGGUAAGCUUAGGGAUAUUGGAUUGAGCCUGAUAAAAUGGAGGGACGGAACAGAGGAUCUUCUAAUGGUAUUCAAGAAAUUUAAGAUGGAGGAAUGUAUCUCUGCACAUGAUAUUUCAUUUAACGAAGUGGCAAGCACCAUUAAGGAUGAUAUGGAUAACAUAUUCAAAACAGAAAAAGGUCAUUUCUAUGAUCCAAAUAGGCCGAUUGUCGAAAAGCCAGACCUGAGUAAAUGGUGCUAG